GAGGAAAGGAGAUUUUUCGCCCAUUUGCCACCUAACUUCCCAAAAGCAGAGUUGGAUAGAGCCAAACGAGUUUAUGCCGGAAUUUUGACAGCGAAUUAUGCUGGAAGCGUUGAAAAGUAUCUAACGCCCGGAGACGAAAACCAGCCAUGA
Molecule: messenger RNA, 150 nt
Organism: Racocetra persica
Lineage: Eukaryota; Fungi; Glomeromycota; Glomeromycetes; Diversisporales; Gigasporaceae
Source: the annotation of a GenBank genome assembly